AUGAGUGUCAAAACAAUGGUUGGUUUCGCGACGGCGAGUUGCGCCUGCUUCAUUGUCAUGUCUCUGGUUGCAGUUUGCGUCAUAUUUAGCGACAUUAACAAUUUAUAUGACGAUGUUAUGGAUGAAAUUGGCACAUUCAGGAUAGUUGCAGACGAUACUUGGGAAAGGAUAGUAGUACUUCAUUCCCGUUCAGGCAGCGGUGGUCUUCAAUCAUUCUCAAAUCUCAUCAAUCGUUACAAACGGCAAAUUUAUCCACCACAUUGCCAAUGCACAGCUCCUGAGUUGUGUCCUCCUGGUCCACCAGGACUACCCGGGGACAAAGGUGAAAAAGGUCUUGAUGGAAGAGAUGGUGAUGAUGGCAGACCGGGUGUAAGUGGGGUAUCUCUAUUAGCUACAUAUGAUUAUCCUGGUGGUUGCAUCGAAUGCCCUCGAGGAAGACCAGGACCACCAGGACCAGAAGGAUCAGAAGGAGAUUUCGGACGAACUGGACGUCCUGGAAGACCUGGAAGACCAGGAAAGAAUGGACCACGUGGUUUACAAGGACCAAGCGGUGAAAUAGGUGAACAAGGACCAGAAGGAAAACCUGGAAGAACUGGACCACCUGGUAAAGAUGGAAAACGAGGUGUGGGACCUCAAGGACCGAAAGGUAAAAAUGGACCUAGAGGAGAACUUGGCCCAGUGGGACCUGCUGGAGCAAAAGGUACAGAUGGAGAACAAGGCGCACAAGGUCCUGCUGGAAGAGCUGGAAAGGACGGUAGGAAUGGCAAAGAUGGACGUCCUGGACAGGUCAUUUUCUUAUUAAUUUCACCCGUUAAAUUGAGUUUGAAUUUCAAUAAAUACCGUUUCACUGAUGAAACCAUUCACUUACUCAUUUAUUUAUUUUAA
Thelazia callipaeda (thelaziosis nematode) is the source of this 885-nucleotide messenger RNA. The record is from the annotation of a GenBank genome assembly. Lineage: Eukaryota; Metazoa; Nematoda; Chromadorea; Rhabditida; Thelaziidae.